Suricata suricatta (meerkat) is the source of this 1338-nucleotide messenger RNA. It is a transcript of the gene PKIG, whose product is annotated as cAMP-dependent protein kinase inhibitor gamma. Gene Ontology annotation, biological process: negative regulation of cAMP-dependent protein kinase activity. The transcript is spliced from 4 exons. Gene Ontology annotation, cellular component: nucleus; cytoplasm. Bases 461 to 688 code for a protein of 75 amino acids. Gene Ontology annotation, molecular function: cAMP-dependent protein kinase inhibitor activity. The record is from RefSeq and is a predicted model, not a curated record. Lineage: Eukaryota; Metazoa; Chordata; Mammalia; Carnivora; Herpestidae.
AAGGCGGGAUCCGAGAUACAAGUCCCCGCCCCUCCCCCGCCUUACUGUUUCCCUUUCCCUCAGAUUCCUUUCCCUUCCUUUUCUCCUGGGGCCAAGUUCCAGGCUUGUCAAACCCCACCCGGGUCCCUCACGGCUCAGGACCCCAACUCCCACUCCUUUUCCCUCCUCUGGUCGCUCUGGGGCCGCGGAAGGGGCCGCGAACCGUCCCGGUCCCUUCCGAGCCGCCGUAGCGCCCGCCGCGGGAGUUCGGCAGCUCCGGUCGCCAAGGCAACGCGCUCCGCUGCGCGCUGCGGGCGCCAAGCAGCCCAGCGGAGACGCUGCGGGCCGGCGGCGGCCGGGGCUCUGCGAGGCGGCGGGACUGCAGAAUUCCCACACUGAUUAGUCAACACUGGAAAAUCUGAAGAGAUGCAAGUAGGAAAAAGAAACUAAAACAGGCCUGAAGAGCAAUGCGACAGGCGUGAUGGAGGUCGAGUCCUCCUACUCGGACUUCAUCUCCUGUGACCGGACAGGCCGUCGGAACGCGGUCCCUGACAUCCAGGGGGACUCUGAGGCUGUGAGCGUGAGGAAGCUGGCUGGAGACAUGGGCGAGCUGACGCUUCAGGGGGGAGAAGGACAGACAGAGGCAGGCACCUCAGACAAGGAAGCUAGCAAGCAGCCCGAGAGCAGCGAUGGGACCACCUCGUCUUGAGUCUGACCUUGCCCAUGGAGAGUAGAAGAGAGACCUGCUGUCCCCACUUGGACAGGGAGCCCCGGCAUGGGCCUGGCAGCCUCUUCUCUGAGCCCCUGUACCAGGCAAGCCAGGCCAGAGUGAAAAGGCACCCCCGGAGGCCGCCGUGGCCCCUACCCUGGGAAAACCCUUCCCCCACGCCCUCGGGCUCCACUCACCCACCACCUCCUCACCAGGUCCAGGCACGCUCUCAAGACCCUGUAGCUGCGGGGCAUUAUUUAUUCAGCGGGCACCUGGGUGAGCAGCCCCCCAGGAACGCAUCUCCAUAGGUGGUCUGGGCAGCAACCAUGGCCCAGCUCUGCCCCGCCUCCUCCAAGCCCAACCUUCGGGGUCAAGACCUUCGUAGCCCUUUUUUAAAAAACACUUUUAAACUUUUUAAAAAACUUUAAACCUCUUUUCAGCAGAGAGGAAGGAAGCUGACUUUUUUUUUGAGGGGGGAGGCAUUCUAAGCUAAACGGACCAUCUGUGCAGCUCCGCGACCCCUCGCGGGGUUUCACGGACCCACUUCUAGGGAAGGGGUUUUGUGCUCAAAAACUGAUCAACUCUUUGCCCUUUCUACCAACAUAAGUGGCACCUAGGACCCAAGAAAUAAAUGCUGAUGAUUUGUGUGA